Nematolebias whitei (Rio pearlfish) is the source of this 1556-nucleotide messenger RNA. RefSeq lists its product as uncharacterized. The record is from RefSeq and is a predicted model, not a curated record. Gene Ontology annotation, biological process: cell adhesion. Gene Ontology annotation, cellular component: membrane. Bases 135 to 1034 code for a protein of 299 amino acids. NCBI's taxonomy places the organism in Eukaryota, Metazoa, Chordata, Actinopteri, Cyprinodontiformes, Rivulidae. The transcript is spliced from 8 exons.
CUUGUCUGUCCCGCUCAUUCAGACCUCACAGGAAAAGUCCAGCUCCCACCCCCCCAACCCCUGAACCUCCAGCUUGCCUUCACAAACUUUCUGCCUUCACAGUUUGUCCUGCCGCCUGCGUUGCCUCAGAGAGGAUGGCUGCAUCCAUGUGGAGAAUGAAUGGGCUCUGUGGGAGCCCGGCUGCAGCUCUGCUGCUCUGCACUCUAUUGUUCUGCAGUCAGGUCAUGUGCCAGGAUGCCGUAACAGAUGCACCAGUUUCACCACAGGCACCUGACAUUGGAGAUGGAGCUCCAGACUCUGAUGUUACUCCUACAGCCUCUGCUGGUGAAGCUGAGGCCACUCAGACUUCUGCAGCUUCUACAGGAGAAAGCUCAGCCAACCCAACCACUCCAGAUCAUGAUGAUGCUCUCUCAUCUGCUCCCAAAGUGGGCCAUUCCCCUGUUCUUCAAAACAUUGUGCCGAGCAUUAUAUGUGUUCGUAAAGAGGACAUCUCAGAACAGAAUGCUGUCAAAGCUGAAGUAAAAACCGAAGACUGUGAAGCAACAAAGCGCAUCAUUCAAGAACAUCCUGAUAUUUGGUGCAGCUCUGAAAACUGCAAUCUAGAAAUCUUCCAAGAUGGUAAGACGGUGCUGGUGAGCAGCAAUGAUGUUACAUCAGCUACUGUGGCUGAAGUACUACAGAGUGAAAAUUUAAAAGAAAGGCUGGGUUUGAAGAUUGAGAACCCAUCAUCAGGUCCAUCCGUAUUUGCGGGGAUCCUGGUCUCCGGUCUCCUGGUUGCUGUUGGAAUUGUUGUGUGGUACUUCAAAUGUCAACAGAGGCCUGAAACCAAGGAAGCAAGGCUGGCAGAGGAGGCCUAUCCAGUAGAUCAGGAGAAUCAGGGGAACACCCUUGUUUCCGAAGCCCCUCUGAAUCCCCCUCCUGAAACCCAGGAGAAACCUAAUGUUAACGGAGAGUCCCCCGAGGCAGACAAGACUCCGACUCCUCCCCCCACCAACGGCCACUCCACUGCCAAGACAGCAGACACGGAGCUGUAAGAGCCCUACAUCCACCAUAGCCUCACUAACCCAUUUAUUUACAUACACACACAUACAUAUUUACAUUUUCCACUCAUUCCUGCUUGGCUACAGAGACCAGGGUAAAGAAGACAGAGGAUGAAAACAAUCUUACAUCAGCAGCCAUUUGUUACAAUCCUGUUCCCCUUGGGCUGCAUGCCUCGACAAACCUCAGGGAAACUAGACCUGAUGAUGAUGAUGAAGGCUGCUGGGUUGUUGACAGCAGUCAGGCUGAGAUCAGCGAGCAGAGACUUGCAGUUUUGGGUGUGAAAAGGGUGUUUCUGUUUUUUUUUCUCUCUCAUAUAAACUCAAUUAGCAUUCAAUUCCUGUGAUAACUGCAGUCAAAUCCAGCUAAGUCUCCACACCUCACCUCGUUUAAAACUUCAACCAAACCCUCUACUAAUACCACAUAACCACAAGAUAACCUUUUGUGUUUUAUCUGUAAAGCCAUGCAGAUAGAGGAAAUAAAUCCCGCUGCCUUGAGAUCUGAUUGCGUGUUUGUCA